AUGGAGUGCACAUUCGCAUCAUAUUCCACCAAGGCUACCACAAUGUCUUCUUUCACCAAAGACGAUCUUUGCAUCUACAAGCUCCCUGAAAAUGUCGCAUCUUCUCUAGAAGUGGUCAAUGGGCCUGUGGCUCCCAUCAAUGUCGUCUCCGAACCUCUGGCCCAAUCUCUUCCGACACAAGUGAAAAGUCUAAGCGGGUGUAAUACGUGCGGCUUGACAUUUGCUCCGGAGGCAGACCAGAACGAGCGGUUGGCCCAUUUCAAGUCCGAUUUCCACCGCUUGAAUGUGAAGCUUCUUGCGCAGGGCCAGAAGCCGUUGACAGAGGCGGAUUUCGACCAUCUUGUGGAAACUCAGUCAGUGGAGAGCAUUUCUGGAUCUGAAGACUCCGAGUCCGAAAACGAUCCAGAAGAACCGAAGGAAUUGCAGGCGUUGCCGACGGUGUUUGAGAAAUUGGCCACAACGGAGGACGAGCAUGAACAAAAUAGCUACAUCAAUAAUCACUCGCCGUUUGUCUUGUUGAAGUCGCUGCUUCUCGAGAACGAAAAGGCGUUUGGUGUAUACAAGACGCUAUUCUCCGAGGAGACUCUACAGAAGGGCACGAUCCUAGAAGACUUACAGAGGUUGCGGCUGGAGCCAGCUAAACUGGGGAUAUCUGUAUUGCUUAUGAUCGGAGGAGGGCAUUUCGCUGGUGCCGUCAUUUCCCAUAGUCCGAAAAACAUCAAGGGUAACGCCAAAAAUGCCCGUGAAUCAAGGCAAGAGCAGAUGGUCCACGUGAUUCAGUCCAAAACCUUCCACAGAUACACAACAAGACGCAAGCAAGGUGGAUCGCAAAGUGCAUCGGACAAUGCCCGAGGCAAAGCCAAUUCUGCCGGUUCCAGUAUCCGGCGGUACAAUGAACAAGCUUUGCAAAAAGAAGUGAGGGAGCUUUUGGCCUCCUGGAAAGAAUAUGUGGACAAGGCAGAGCACAUUUUCAUCCGGGCCAAUGGUGCAGCAAACAGAAAGAUAUUGGUGGGUUACGAAGGAGCUGUGGUGCAUAAUAAUGACAAGAGAAUCAAAACGUUCCCAUUCACCACGAAAAGAGCCACCUUGUCCGAAGUGAAGAAGGCAUGGGCUCGUCUAUCGUACUUGGCAGUGGUAGACAUUCCAGCAGAGAAGAAGGUGGAAAAGAAAAAAGUGGUUGAGAAAUCGCCGUCGAAAACACCGGAACCUGAAAAGAAGUCGCCGUCUGAUGUACACACAGAAGAGAUUGUCACGCUCAUCAAGAAAUCCAAAGUGCCGCUUUUGGUGAACUACCUCAAAAAGAACUCGCUAGAUGCCAACUUCAAAUUGACACCCGAAAUGAAGUACGCCAAUACGCCAACGCCAUUGCAUUUCGCUGCAUCUCAAGGCUUGCACCAUAUGGUGAAGGCCUUGUUGGUGAAUCUCAAGGCAGACCCAACGCACCAAAACCUGUUUGGAAAAACCGCAGCCCAAGUAUCCUCUACGGCUACAGUCAAGAGCACUUUCCAGAUUGCUCGAAGCACUCUAGGUGAAGACUACUGCGAUUGGAACUUGGCCAAAGUGGGGCCUGCGAAAACAAGCAGUGAAGUUGCAGAGGAGGAAGAAGCAGAAAAGGCACAGCGGCAAAAGGAAUCCAGGAAGUUGAUUGAGGAAGAGUUGGCCAAAAAGACAGAGCUUGAAAUGAAGAAACCUACCUACUCCUCGAAUGGUACUGUAGGAGGUGGUAAAAUGCCACCCAUCUCUUCCACUAGUGGUCUAAGUGAUGCACAGAAAAUGAGAUUGAUGAGAGAGCAAAGGGCCCGUGCGGCAGAGGCAAGAAUGAAGGGAGGAAACUAA
Messenger RNA from Clavispora lusitaniae ATCC 42720, 1836 nucleotides. RefSeq lists its product as uncharacterized. Gene Ontology annotation, molecular function: protein binding. The record is from RefSeq and is a predicted model, not a curated record. Lineage: Eukaryota; Fungi; Ascomycota; Pichiomycetes; Serinales; Metschnikowiaceae.